AUGAAACCGCACUAUCGGAAUUACAGUACCUACCUAGGCUAUCAUGAGCCACUCGGCGGACCGGAUGUCCAGCUGUACAAGCGGAACGUCAACAGUGCCCUGCAAAAUGUUCCACUGACUUCGCAAAUAAUUGGCCUUGAAUCCCGAGUCGAAGCCCGCCGCAAGUCGAUUUUCGGCCUCCACCGCCAUCAUCUGCAGGUCCGAGACACCCUCAACAAAUCCGACCAGGCAGCUCGGCCCAUGUCCCCCUCCAUGCCCGAGCAGGGAAUUUUCAACAACCCCGAAAAGGGUUGCCUGCUCGGCCCAAGCCCCGAAUGA
Molecule: messenger RNA, 318 nt
Organism: Penicillium cataractarum
Lineage: Eukaryota; Fungi; Ascomycota; Eurotiomycetes; Eurotiales; Aspergillaceae
Exons: 1
Coding region: 1-318 (105 amino acids)
Source: RefSeq, a predicted model, not a curated record